This is a messenger RNA of Lachnellula hyalina, 582 nucleotides long. Its product is annotated as Acetyltransferase. NCBI's taxonomy places the organism in Eukaryota, Fungi, Ascomycota, Leotiomycetes, Helotiales, Lachnaceae. Bases 1 to 582 code for a protein of 193 amino acids. The record is from RefSeq and is a predicted model, not a curated record. The transcript has a single exon. Gene Ontology annotation, molecular function: acyltransferase activity, transferring groups other than amino-acyl groups.
AUGUCAUCUAUACCACCCUUCACAAUCCGCCACGCAACAUCCCCCACAGACAUAUCCUCCAUCCGCAACCUCUUCACCUCCUACGUCUCCUGGCUAGCCAUCGACCUGACCUUCCAAAACUUCGCGCAAGAACUCGCUUCCCUACCCGGUCUAUACGGCCCUCCAACCGGCUGUCUGUUACUCGCUGUGUUGGAGUCCGGUGAAGCUGUGGGGUGUGUAGCUCUCCGUCCUCUGCCUUCAAAACCUCCACCACCACCAGCAAACCCGAUCCCGGUCUCUGCUUCGGGUUUGAAUUCAAGUCAGGAAAAGAGUGAAGGGGAGAAGGAGAGGGCAAGGAGAACCUGUGAAGUCAAACGUCUGUUUCUAAUGCCUGCAUCGCGGGGAUUGAGUAUUGGACGUGCGCUGGUUGAGGCUGUGAUUGCGGAGGCGGAGAAGCUGGGGUACGAGGAGAUGAAGCUGGAUACGCUGCCGAGGAUGGUGGGGGCGAGGAAAUUGUACGAGAGUGUGGGGUUUGUGGAGACUGAGAGGUAUUAUGAGACGCUGUUGGAGGGGACUGUGUUUUACAAGAAAGAGUUGGUAUAA